Molecule: messenger RNA, 2250 nt
Organism: Coregonus sp. 'balchen'
Lineage: Eukaryota; Metazoa; Chordata; Actinopteri; Salmoniformes; Salmonidae
Source: the annotation of a GenBank genome assembly
AUGUUACCAUCUAACAGAACCAACAACCCCCUGUUACCAUCUAACAGAACCAACAACAGCAUGUUACCAUCUAACAGAACCAACAACCCCCUGUUACCAUCUAACAGAACCAACAACCCCCUGUUACCAUCUAACAGAACCAACAACCCCCUGUUACCAUCUAACAGAACCAACAACAGCCUGUUACCAUCUAACAGAACCAACAACACCCUGUUACCAUCUAACAGAACCAACAACAGCCUGUUACCAUCUAACAGAACCAACAACCCCCUGUUACCAUCUAACAGAACCAACAACACCCUGUUACCAUCUAACAGAACCAACAACCCCCUGUUACCAUCUAACAGAACCAACAACCCCCUGUUACCAUCUAACAGAACCAACAACCCCCUGUUACCAUCUAACAGAACCAACAACAGCCUGUUACCAUCUAACAGAACCAACAACCCCCUGUUACCAUCUAACAGAACCAACAACACCCUGUUACCAUCUAACAGAACCAACAACACCCUGUUACCAUCUUACAGAACCAACAACAGCCUGUUACCAUCUAACAGAACCAACAACCCCCUGUUACCAUCUAAUAGAACCAACAACAGCCUGUUACCAUCUAACAGAACCAACAACCCCCUGUUACCAUCUAACAGAACCAACAACCCCCUGUUACCAUCUAACAGAACCAACAACAGCCUGUUACCAUCUAACAGAACCAACAACCCCCUGUUACCAUCUAACAGAACCAACAACACCCUGUUACCAUCUAACAGAACCAACAACCCCCUGUUACCAUCUAACAGAACCAACAACCCCCUGUUACCAUCUAACAGAACCAACAACCCCCUGUUACCAUCUAACAGAACCAACAACAGCCUGUUACCAUCUAACAGAACCAACAACCCCCUGUUACCAUCUAACAGAACCAACAACCCCCUGUUACCAUCUAACAGAACCAACAACACCCUGUUACCAUCUAACAGAACCAACAACAGCCUGUUACCAUCUAACAGAAAACCAACAACCCCCCUGUUACCAUAUAACAGAACCAACCAACCCUCUGUUACCAUCUACAGAACCAAACAACAGCCGCCUGUUACCAUCUACACAGAAACCACACAACACAGCUCUGGUUAAUCCAUCUAACAGAAACCCAACAACCCCCUGUUACCAUCUAAUAGAACCAACACACAGCCUGUUACCAAUCUAACAGAACCAACAAAACCCCCUGUUACCAUCUAACCAGAACCAACAACCCCCGGUUUACCAUCUCAACAGAACCAACAACAGCCUGUUACCAUCAUAACCAGAAAACCCAACACCCCCUGUACCACUCGAACCAGAACCAACAACCCCCUGUUACCAUCUAAACAGAAACCAACAACCCCCUGUUACCCAUCUAACAGAACCCAACAACCAGCCUGUUACCAUCUAAACAGAACCAACAACCCCCUGUUACCAUUCUAACGAACCAACAACCCCCUGUUUACCAUCUAACAGCAACCAACCAACACCCUGUUACCAUCUAACAGAACCAACAACAGCCUGUUACCAUCUAACAGAACCAACAACCCCCUGUUACCAUCUAACAGAACCAACAACCCUCUGUUACCAUCUAACAGAACCAACAACAGCCUGUUACCAUCUAACAGAACCAACAACCCCCUGUUACCAUCUAACAGAACCAACAACAGCCUGUUACCAUCUAACAGAACCAACAACCCCCAGUUACCAUCUAACAGAACCAACAACCCCCUGUUACCAUCUAACAGAACCAACAACACCAUGUUACCAUCUAACAGAACCAACAACAGCCUGUUACCAUCUAACAGAACCAACAACUCCCUGUUACCAUCUAAUAGAACCAACAACACGCUGUUACCAUCUAACAGAACCAACAACACCCUGUUACCAUCUAACAGAACAAACAACAGUCUGUUACCAUCUAACAUAACCAAAAACACUCUGUUACCAUCUAACAGAACCAACAACCCCCUGUUACCAUCUAACAGAACCAACAACACCCUGUUACCAUCUAACAGAACCAACAACACUCUGUUACCAUCUAACAGAACCAACAACACCCUGUUACCAUCUAACAGAACCAACAACAGCCUGUUACCAUCUAACAGAACCAACAACACCCUGUUACCAUCUAACAGAACCAACAACACCCUGUUACCAUCUAACAGAACCAACAACACCCUGUUACCAUCUUACAGAACCACCCCAAGCAGGCCAUCACCAUGGCCACAU